Messenger RNA from Glycine soja, 900 nucleotides. RefSeq names its product UDP-glucose flavonoid 3-O-glucosyltransferase 7-like. The transcript has 2 exons. Lineage: Eukaryota; Viridiplantae; Streptophyta; Magnoliopsida; Fabales; Fabaceae. Bases 277 to 774 code for a protein of 165 amino acids. Gene Ontology annotation, molecular function: UDP-glycosyltransferase activity. The record is from RefSeq and is a predicted model, not a curated record.
GGGUAUACGCAGUGUUACCAAAAACUCACCGGCGUUAAAGUGUGGCACGUUGGCAUGACUUCACUCAUGCUCAAUUUUACCAAGAAAAGGGCAUGCACAUCACAAAAGGAUCAGAUUAGCGAGGAGUGCCUCAAUUGGCUUAACUCCAAGGAACCCAAUUCAGUAUUGUAGAUAUGCUUUGGGACCUUGUGUCGUCACAAUAAAGAGCAACAAUUGGAGAUAGCACAUGGGGUUGAAGCCUCAGGGCACGAGUUCCUCUGGGUGUUUCCUAAAAAUAUGCAUGUUGAGGUUGAAGAAUGGUUGCCACAUGGUUUUGAAGAAAGGACUAAGGAAAAUAACAGAGGAAUGGUAGUGAGAGGGUGGGUCCAUCAAGAGUUAAUAUUGAAGCAUGUUGCGAUUGGAGGGUUCCUAACGCAGUGUGGGUGGAAUUCAGUGACAGAAGGGAUUAGUGCUGGGGUGCCACUGAUAACCAUGCCAAGAUUCGCUGAGCAGUUUUUGAAUGAGAAGUUGGUGACUGAAGUGCACAAAAUUGGGGUUGAGGUGGGGGAGUGUGAGUGGAGCAUAUCUUCUUAUGAUGCAGGGAGUAAGGUGGUUGGUUGGGAACUAAUUAAGAAUGCUGUGGAGAGGGUGAUGAAGGAUGAAGGAGGGUCACUUAGAAAACGAGCCAAAGAUAUGCAAGAAAAAGCACAUAAAGCUAUUCAAAAGGGUGGCUCCUCUUAUAAUAAUCUCACUGCCCUUGUUCAAUCCCUCAAACAAAAGAAUAUCCAUGGUUGAUGUUAAUGGUUAUGGUUGAACUUUUGUUUUGGAACUCUAGAUUUGCUUCACAUCAUUUUCAUCAGUAUUGUUGAACACUAUGCUUCAAGCACAAAAUAAUAUUUGAUAAAUGCAUCAUCUUUUCCA